Musa acuminata subsp. malaccensis (wild Malaysian banana) is the source of this 2013-nucleotide messenger RNA. RefSeq names its product pentatricopeptide repeat-containing protein ELI1, chloroplastic. Gene Ontology annotation, molecular function: protein binding; zinc ion binding. The record is from RefSeq and is a predicted model, not a curated record. NCBI's taxonomy places the organism in Eukaryota, Viridiplantae, Streptophyta, Magnoliopsida, Zingiberales, Musaceae.
AGAUUGAAAAAAACUAUAAUCCUUGGAGGAAGAGGAUAAGGUGGUGACCGGAAACACCAUGUCUUCCGCCACCUUCACCUCCGCCCUCAGCGCCGGCGUUGGCGGCAGCAUCUCACAUACACGCGAGCCGCCUUCCGUGGUCCACCCCAUCCUUCCCGCUGACCACGCAGUCGCCCUGAUCGACCGGUGCCGCUCGGCCCGCCACCUCCUCGAGCUCCACGGCGCCGUCCUCCGUGCGGGGCUCCACCACCACCCUAUCGUCGACUUCAAGCUCCAGCGCACUUACUCCGCCCUUGGCCGCCCCGACCGCUCCUUGACUCUCCUCCGCCUCACCCCGAACCCCAAUGUCUUCUUCUGGACUGCCGCCGUCCAUGCCCACGCCCUCCAUGGCCUCCACCACGAGGCCCUCUUCCUUUUCUCCGACAUGCUCUCUGCCUCCGUCGAGCCCAACGCCUUCACCUUCUCCUCCGCCCUAAAGGCCUGCCCUUUGGGCCCCGGCCGUGCACUCCACGCCCACUCCCUGAAGCUCGUCCUCAAUUCCGACCCUUACGUCGCCACCGCGCUCCUCGACAUGUACGCCCGCGGCGGGGAGGUCGUCUCCGCCCGCCGUCUAUUCGACGCAAUGCCCGAGAAGAGGCUCGUCUCCUCCACUGCGAUGAUCACUUGCUACGCGAAAAUGGGGGAUUUGGACAACGCCAGGCAACUGUUCGACGAAAUGGAUGAGAGAGACUGUGUCUGUUGGAACAUAAUGAUCGACGGGUACACUCAACACGGACGGCCCAACGAGGCUCUGCUACUCUUCAGGCAGAUGUUAUCAUCAUCGACGAAGCCGAACGAGGUGACAGUGAUCUCGGUGCUCUCUGCUAUCGCCCAGCAGGGCUCCGUUGGCUCCGGCAGAUGGGUGCACUCCUACAUCGAGAACAAUCCGAUAGAGUUCAAUGCCAGAGUGGGCACCGCACUGAUCGACAUGUAUUGCAAAUGCGGCAGCUUGGAGGAUGCUUGCAAGGUGUUCGACAGCAUCGAGAACAAGGAUGUGGUCGUUUGGAAUUCGAUGAUUGGGGGAUAUGCAAUGCACGGGCACAGCCAUAAGGCGCUCGAGCUGUUCUCCGGACUACGUGCCGAAGGCCUCCAACCAACGGAUAUCACAUUCAUCGGAGUCCUCAAUGUUUGUAGUCACUCGGGCUUAAUCGAGGAAGGGCGCGAGUACUUCCGCUCGAUGGAGAAGGACUACGGAAUCGAGCCCAAGAUCGAGCACUACGGCUGCAUAGUCGAUCUCCUCGGGCGAGCAGGGCUCGUCGAUGAAGCAUACGAGCUUGUUCAGAGCAUGAAGAUACCACCGGACCCUGUCAUCUGGGGCUCAUUAUUGGCUGCAUGCAGGCUUCACAGAAACAUGGCUUUAGGGGAGAAGAUUGCCAAUUUCCUGGUUCGCAAUGGCCUCGCCAACUCCGGCACAUACAUUCUUCUAUCCAACAUCUAUGCUGCAGUUGGGAACUGGGAGGCCGUGGCACAAGUGAGGGCCCUGAUGAAGGAGAACAAGGUGCAGAAGGAGCCUGGAUGCACUUCAAUCGAGGUAGCCAACAAAGUGUACGAGUUUGUGGUAGGUGACAUGAGCCAUCCAAAAAGUGAAGAGAUCUACAACAUGUUGGAGGAGCUCAAUGGGCUGCUCAGAGCUCAUGGAUACGUCCCGCGGACCGAGCUGGUGCUUCAUGAUCUCGAGGAGGCGGAGAAGGAGCGAGCGCUCGGAGUCCAUAGCGAGAAGCUGGCGAUCGCCUUCGGUCUGAUAAGCACGCAGCCGGGGACGACGAUCAAGAUUGCCAAGAACCUUCGUGUUUGUGUGGAUUGCCACACGGCCACCAAGCUCAUCGCCAAGAUUACGGGGCGCAAGAUCGUCGUCAGAGAUCGGAAUCGGUUCCACCAUUUCGUUGAUGGUUCGUGUUCUUGUGGGGAUUAUUGGUGACUGUAUAUACGUCCAUGCAUGCUUGUAUUCAAAUGCAGUUUUAAUGACUUAUUAUC